Musca domestica (house fly) is the source of this 2265-nucleotide messenger RNA. RefSeq names its product protein rhomboid (gene rho-4). The record is from RefSeq and is a predicted model, not a curated record. The transcript is spliced from 4 exons. Gene Ontology annotation, molecular function: calcium ion binding; serine-type endopeptidase activity. The coding region runs from base 485 to 1672 and encodes 395 amino acids. Gene Ontology annotation, cellular component: membrane. NCBI's taxonomy places the organism in Eukaryota, Metazoa, Arthropoda, Insecta, Diptera, Muscidae.
AAAAAAAUUAGACAAAGGCCGCGGAUGGUGCCUGCUAAUUUUAAUGUGUCGCGUCGAAAUUCGUAAAAUCAUACAAAGAAACUUUCGUUUAGUAGCAGAAGCUAACUAAAAAAAAAAACAAAAGAAAGAAAUAGUGUCGAGUGCCGAAGAACCAUGGAAUGCGGAAUCUAUACAUUAGUAAUCAUACAAUAAAUUAAACCAAUCAACGUCUCUAUGUUAUCUUAUCAUUUUUCAUUGAAUGGAAAAAAGGUAACCUUGCCAUUAGAAAAGUUUAUUCAUACAUAUUUAGUUAAUGUUUAAAUAAAGAAGAGAAAAAUUAAAUUUACAACAAGUGGCUUUCUGUGAAUGUUACCGGCAAAGACAAAAACAAAGUGUUUUCUGGCUCAUCAUUUUGUCUUAUUAUUUGUUGUUGUGAUAUUGAAAUUUGUGUAUCGUCGUGAGGCCAAGAAAUCAACAAAAUAACAACAAGUAAAAGCAUACCAUCAUGUCGAUACAACGUCAACAAGAAGACGUGGAGAAUGGCCUUUAUCCACAGCUAAGACAUAGUCGGCCACCGCCAACACGCCAGGACACUGUGGAUCUGGAAGAGAUUCCAUUGCGUGAAAUGCCACCACAGGAACCAGAAGAUCGUCGCAGAAUAAAGGAUGUAUUUGAGCGGCAUGAUGCCGAUGCUGAUGGCAAAAUUAGCAUACAUGAGCUAAAAGGCCUCAUAGAAGCCGGUCUCUGCCGUGACAUUCCACCAAAUGUGGCCCAACAGAUCUUGAAAAUGUCCGAUAAUGAUAACAACGGCUAUUUGGAUUUCGAGGAAUUCUAUGCGAUGUCGAAACGUCACAAAUGGAUGAUCCGUAAUCUGCUGGCGUCCUAUUGUCGUAUGGUUGUACCGCCACCCAAACCCUUGGAGGGUGAUCAAUUGGAUGGUGCCUAUGAGAAACAGAUGUCCAUAUGUCCGCCGCCAUUGACUAUGGUGAUAUUUUCAUUGGUGGAGAUAAUAAUGUUUCUCGUCGAUGUUAUACAUUUUCAAGACGAUCCCGAGAAUAAUCGACGUAUUGGUGAGAGUACAAAUGGUCCUGCCGCAACCCUGUUCAUUUACAAUCCCUACAAACGUUAUGAAUCCUGGCGUUUUGUCACAUACAUGUUUGUGCAUGUCGGCCUCAUGCAUCUCUUUAUGAAUUUGAUAAUACAAAUUUUCCUGGGUGUCGCAUUGGAAUUGGUGCAUCAUUGGUGGCGUGUGGCCCUGGUGUAUUUGGCUGGUGUGGUUGCCGGUUCGAUGGGUACAUCGUUGACCAGUCCUCGAAUUUUCCUAGCUGGAGCAUCGGGUGGUGUUUAUGCCCUGAUUACAGCACAUAUUGCCACCAUAAUUAUGAAUUGGAAUGAAAUGGAAUAUGCCAUUGUACAACUGUUCGUCUUUCUCAUAUUCUGCCUCACCGAUUUGGGUACAUCGAUUUAUCGUCACAUCACCGAUCAGCAUGAUCAAAUCGGUUAUAUGGCCCAUCUGUCGGGUGCCAUUGCCGGUCUUUUGGUGGGCAUAGGAGUGUUACGAAACCUUGAGGUGCGUCGCUGGGAACGUAUUCUCUGGUGGAUUGCGGUUAUAUUCUUUUUUGCCUUAAUGAUGACGGGUACACUGAUACAUAUAUUUCUCCCAGACUAUUUUCCCCGACAAGAGUAUUAUUAAGAUAAUAAUGGUGAACUAAUAAUUGUCACAAAUGCAACAAUAAUGCACAAAAAAAAACUUUGCCUGUAUUUAUGAAACGAAAAUAUACAUAACACACAAAUUGUAUUGUAUUUUAUUUUUUUACCAAUAAUAGUUGUAAGUUUUUAAUGUGUGUAUGAAAGUACAACGAUAUAAAAAUGAGAAAUAAUUUAUAAAUUUAUAUAUUUUUAUACAUCAUAUUUUAUAAUAAUAUUUAUAUAUUAUACAAAAGAAAUGCCUAUAAAUGUUCUGAAAACAAAUUUUGGCACGUGGAGACGAUUUUGAUUUGGUGAUUUGCUAGAUAAGUUUUUUUUUGUCAUUGUCCGAAUGUUAAAUAUGAACAAAUUUUUUAAAUCACCAAAACUAAAUCGAAAAUAAAAUGCUUGUCAAAACCAUUGCUGAUAGAUAAUCAUCAUAACAUAAUGUCUUUAAAGCCAAAGUGCCUUUGGAUAUCAACAAGAAAUGACAAUUUGCUUUUAGUGUUCAAUUAGAGUUCUAAGAAAAUGUUGUCGAACAAAAUUGAAUUGAUCUAUGAUUUAGUAUACUAUAAUGAUCACAAAUUUACAAAUGAUUAU